GUCUUUCAUUAUGAAGAAGAAACGAUUUAAAUUCCAAGUGAAUUUCAGCUUGGAGGAACUGUCCUCGGUGCCUUUUGUGAAUGGAAUUAUAUUCAGUAAAGUUCGGCUGCUGGACGGCGGAGGUUUUUCUGAUAUUUCAACCAGGGAGGAGGUAAAUAACCACAGGGUCAAAUGGAAUACAAAAUUUUGUUUCCACUGUAAGAUGAGCGCCAACGCUUCCACUGGUAUCCUAGAUCCGUGCAUGUGCAGGGUGUCAGUCAGAAAG
Molecule: messenger RNA, 265 nt
Organism: Saccoglossus kowalevskii
Lineage: Eukaryota; Metazoa; Hemichordata; Enteropneusta; Harrimaniidae
Product: early estrogen-induced gene 1 protein-like
Source: RefSeq, a predicted model, not a curated record